AUGGGCGACCAGAUCGAAUUGGUGCGGAACGGCGGAAAUCACGGCGAGGACGGCGCCCGACCGCCUCUGAAAGCACAGCUCAGCCGGCAGACCACUAUGGGAACCGGACACGGUAAGGGACUAGACUGUCAACAGGACCGUUGAACCACUGGGAACAAGCGCUCACGCCGAAUCCGGCAGCCGUAGGAGCGUACGAAUCUGCCUGAAAACGGCCGUCUCCUGUACGGCCUCGGGCUCUCGGGCCGCCGCGUGCAGUCAUGUCCGAGUGGUUAAGGAGAUUGACUAGAAAUCAAUUGGGCUCUGCCCGCGUAGGUUCGAAUCCUGCUGACUGCGGAUCUCUUUUGUGUUUAUGCAAAGUCAGUUGAUUUUUCUCUUGACCAGGCCGCCCGGGGGUUUACAUAAUCUUUCUUCGCUUAAUAGCGGAUGAUGAGUGCGUUUGAAUGAAUGACAAUGCAAAUAUUUGCUUCAUUUCUCUUCUUUAUCUGCCUUUUGCAAGCACAAGCCCGAAGAUUCCUAAUUCCCAACUGAUAUUGUGAAUCUCGAAGAUUUCUGCGCAAAAAUGACCCAGGACAAGUUGGAAUUGAUGAAAAACAAGAGUAGGUUUAAUUUUUUGCAAUUUUUCUUGUUUUUCGGCUCUCGGGGGCCCAUAAAAAUGUGGUUGUCAAGCGGGCGAAGAUGCCGUUUUCCCCCUUUCAAACACACAUUUCAUUUCCUCGUUUUCUACUCAAUUUCCGCUCGGCGCACGCGUUUUUUGGCCGAAAAUAGUUGGAAAUAGUGUAGAAUGGACGUUUUGCAACCAAUGAAACUAAUUGCGGUUUCAAAAAGUCCAUGAAAACAUUUUUGUUUAUGUUUUACAAUUCCGAAAAUGAGUUGGCAGUCAUGGUGCAUCGAAAUUGGUCGCUAGAACGUUGUUAGCCACUAGACCAUCCGGAUACCUUUCAGUUUUUAGCUCAUAACUCCGCGAGCGUUGGAGAUACGGCAAAACUUUCAACUAACAAAAUGUAGAGCUUGAAAUUCUCUAUCGAAACUUGUAAUCGGUACACAUGUGGCCCCGGCUCCAGACCUCCACGGCCCCCCGCGGCUCUAAAGACCCCCCCCCCCCUCACAUUUUCCUGCAGCUGGAGCCGAGCGCUUUACAUGUUUUUCGUGUAAGACACGGACGGCACAAAAAAGUUGGCUUUUCCUGAGUCUCAGACACGGGUAAACGAGCUAUUUACCCCCACCUCUCCCCAUUUUUCCCAUUUUUCCCCAUUUUUUUUUUCGUACCUUGGAAGAAGACAAAGUAUUUUUCGCUGUUUCUUGAGUUCCAGAAUUCAAAAAAAUUAUAGAGCUUUUUAAUUGAACUUUCACCCAAAAUGGCUCAUCGAAACAAGGGGGACUAGAAAAAUCGGGUUGGAAAGUUAGGCCAUCACAAUUUGGGCCCGGAAACCCGGUAAAUUCAUCAAAAAUUUAUUCCUGCACUUGAGACUUGAGAUCACGCAAACUUUUUCGUGAAUAAAAACACGUUUCUGGAACCUAUACUUCCACCUCCAAAAUUUAGUCUUUUUUUGCUGUUUCCAGUAGAGCACUUGAGUUCUAAAGUUAAUAUUCGUUGUUCAAGGACUAGUAUGCAGAUAUUUAUAUUUAUUUAUUUAUUUAUUUGCUAUAUAUAUAUUUCCACUAUCAGUUUUCCGCUUUUUUUGGGAUUUAGAUGAUCUAGAAAGGUUCGGACGUGAAAAACCACUAAACUUUAUGAAAUUCUGUCUUAUUGUGCGAAAAGUCAUGAAAUUUUGGGUCUUUCUGUGAAAAACUGCCAGAAAAGGGUCCUAGGCAGUCAGCAGGAUCGUUGAACCACUGGCACCAGGCCCUUAGGCCGGAUACGGCAGCCGAAAGUGUGUGCAAAUCUGCCUGAAAACGGCGGUCUCCUGUACGGCCUCGGGCUCCCGGGCCGCCGUGUGCAGUCAUGUCCGAGUGGUUAAGGAGAUUGACUAGAAAUCAAUUGGGCUCUGCCCGCGUAGGUUCGAAUCCUGCUGACUGCGGAUCGGUUUUGCCUCAUCCUCAUCCGUUUUAAACUCCUCAAACCGCCCGUUUUUCGCGUUUCAGAGCAUUGGAAUGAGCAUCAGCGGUGGCGAAAAGACUCGAAGUACGUGUUUUUAUCCGAAAACCAAUACAUUUCCACCCGCAGAUAAGCCGUGAUAAUCUCCAUUGGCGGAAAGAGAAAAAGAGGGGAAAAAAGAUGAGAAAUGUCUUCUUCUUCUUCUUCUUCUUCUUCCUCUCGACGCCGUCACAUGAUUACUUCUGACAGCUCACACAACACACUCACUCACUCACACUUUUCAUUUUAUAUCCAUGUAAAUAUCUGCGGCGCCCCUUUUUCCCCCCUUUUUUUUAUUGGUCCCACUUGGAUAUAUUGACUUGAAAAAACCGAAAAUGAUGCAAAAUUAUACCACAGCCGCUCGUAGAUCCACUCGUGAGUUAAUUUUAAUUAAAACAAUGUUGAUGAGGUUUGAGAGGUAGUUGAAGUUAAAAAGUUGGCAGUUUUAGGCUACUGAAUUUGCUAAAAAAAAAGAUAAGUUUCCAGAAUUCACCCUCGGCACCGAUCAAGAUCCCUACAAUAAGGAGGAGCUGGUGAACACUUUGAAAGUUGGUUUAUCAGUUCGAUUUAUUCAUUUUGUUAAUAUUUACUAACGGGUGUAGCAGUAAAUAUUUUCACUCUUUGAUCGGAUAUUGUAGAGUUCUGAGACAUUCCAUGGUUCUAGAAAAUGUUGUGUCGAAUCUUGACAUCUAGUAGAACAUUUUUGUAGUUGACAACAUUUUUGUACCAACACUCCCUGGAGUACUGUAGUUCUUGGAAGCAGGCGUACACGUUUAGCAGUCAAAAGUUCCAAGCGCUACAGUAACCUUGGGAGUGAAGGUACCAAAAAAUGGUCAAUUACAAAAACAAAGUACUCAUUGACUGCUUCAUUUUUGUAGUUGACAACUUUGCUCUAUGCCUUGUCCCCGGGCUACUGUAGCUGUUUGAAGUUUUUCGAGGUGUUCUAACUUUGUGGACCUACAGUACUCCAGCAAUUGGUCGUACGAAAACGUUGUCAACUACAAAAGUGCUCUACUAGACGUCAAGAAUUCACAUAUGACGUCUUCGAACUCUACAAUAUCCGUUCAAACCGAAAACCGAUAUUAUAGGGUCGCGAGCUGGGCUUCUUCGUUCUCUUCUACAUCUUCGCCGUCAUGUGCAUCGUGAUGGCGUUCGAAUUUUUCAAACCCAUCAUUUUCACCGACAAUUAUCCCAAUUAA
Molecule: messenger RNA, 3273 nt
Organism: Caenorhabditis sp. 36 PRJEB53466
Lineage: Eukaryota; Metazoa; Nematoda; Chromadorea; Rhabditida; Rhabditidae
Source: the annotation of a GenBank genome assembly